AUAUAUAUAUAUAUGUAGAGGAAAUGGAAAAUGGUUAGUGGAAGUUGUUGAAUUUUAGUGUUUUUAAGUGAAAAAAAUGAACCCAGAUGAUCACGAGGAGAAUAAUUGGCUCAACGGCUGGGAACAACAAUGUGUAGAAUCAAUCGAGGAACAACCUGAUUAUGAACAAUCUCUAAAUGCUGAAUCCGAUCAUUCCAGUACAAAAAUAUGGAAUGGUUUUCAAGAAUCAGCCACACAUAUAGCUCAGUUAUAUAGAGAUCGUUAUGCAGGAGAUCCAGGAGCCUUAUGGUUGCAAUUUCAAAUGGCAGCUAGUUCAGUUACUUCACUUUAUAAAGAGUCUUGCGAAAGCCUGAAACGAUCAAGUGAAAUAGCAAAACAACUAGGUUAUCAAAAGAGAAAUGCAGAGCUGUUGAACUGGGUGAAAAGGAAAAGAAGAUUGAUAAGGAGGGAAGACCUAUUAGCUUACCUUUCUGGGAAACCUCCUCCUCCAAGGCAAAACCACUUCCACCAUCAUUCACAUCAUAGGUUAUCUCCCAGACCAAGGAAUAUUUCUCCACCUCCAGGAGUACAACCGCCAGCUUCUUUAGGUUUAGAUACAGAUCUUCAUACUUUUCGUGAGGCUCUUUUUAGAGCACCAUUGAGUAAGAGAACUACCUCAGAUCUAUGCACAUUCAUAGCAGGUGAAAUGGCUCGUCAUUGCAAAAGACCUGCUAGUCCAUCUGAUGUGACUAUGGAUAGUCCCACUCAGCAAAAAAAACCGCGAUUCAUGUGAUGUGGGAAGUUAAGUUUUCCAAGUGGUGAUUAGCCAAUAAGAAUUUUCAUGUAUAUAAAGCGAUACAAAGUCUAUAUACCUGUACGAUACUGAAGAAUCAGAUAAGGAGUCAAGAUACUACAGCUGGUAUUUGAUUAUUCAUGGUACAUGAAUAUUUUAUCGUGCUUUAUAUUUUAAUUUACAUUAUUAAAUAAUUAUUAUACCAGCUCAUUGCAGUUGAAAUAUUUUUUGAGGCAAUUGUAUAUUAUUUUUUUUGUUUUUUGGAUGGAAAUCUUAGUUUUGUCUCAGGUAUAUUUCGUUAUUUAUUAAAACUGAAACUGAAAAAUUAUUAUGAAAAAACGAGACUUUUAUUUGGUCUUCGAUAAUAAAUUGAGUUUAGAUCAAGUAAAAA
Coccinella septempunctata (seven-spotted ladybird) is the source of this 1163-nucleotide messenger RNA. Its product is annotated as UPF0472 protein C16orf72. The transcript is spliced from 5 exons. The record is from RefSeq and is a predicted model, not a curated record. Lineage: Eukaryota; Metazoa; Arthropoda; Insecta; Coleoptera; Coccinellidae. Bases 77 to 772 code for a protein of 231 amino acids.